This is a messenger RNA of Portunus trituberculatus (swimming crab), 6659 nucleotides long. Its product is annotated as calcium-transporting ATPase sarcoplasmic/endoplasmic reticulum type-like. Bases 157 to 3219 code for a protein of 1020 amino acids. Gene Ontology annotation, molecular function: P-type calcium transporter activity; ATP hydrolysis activity; ATP binding. NCBI's taxonomy places the organism in Eukaryota, Metazoa, Arthropoda, Malacostraca, Decapoda, Portunidae. Gene Ontology annotation, biological process: calcium ion transmembrane transport; intracellular calcium ion homeostasis. The transcript has 13 exons. The record is from RefSeq and is a predicted model, not a curated record. Gene Ontology annotation, cellular component: membrane.
AGAGAGCGAAGUCGUCCCCAGCCGGCCACAUGUCAGUCAGUCAGACGUGGCUCAUUCUACCGCCUCCUCCUCCUGCCCCAGGCCUGCCCAAUAUUUGACCUUUUUUUACAGUUUUUUUCAAGGUGAGAGAGAUUUAUAGAGCGAGAGGGAGGCAGGAUGGAGGACGCCCACAUUUACUCCUACGAGGACGUCCUGACACAGUUCGCAGUGGAGGCCGAGGUUGGGCUCACAGACGCACAGGUUGCCAAUAGUCAGGAGAAGUAUGGCCCUAAUGAGUUACCGGCGGAGGAGGGCAAGUCGUUACUGCAGCUUGUUCUGGAGCAAUUCGACGACCUGCUGGUGAAAAUUCUCCUCAUGGCCGCCAUCAUCUCCUUCGUUUUGGCGUGCUUUGAAGAGUCUGAGAAUUCUGUCACUGCGUUUGUGGAGCCAUUUGUCAUCCUGCUCAUCCUCAUUGCAAACGCCAUUGUCGGGGUGUGGCAGGAGAGGAACGCAGAGUCAGCCAUCGAGGCACUGAAGGAGUACGAACCAGAGAUGGGCAAGGUGAUCCGUGCCAACAAGACCGGCGUGCAGAAGAUCAGAGCCAGGGAGAUUGUGCCCGGCGACAUCAUUGAAGUGGCAGUGGGUGACAAGAUCCCAGCCGACAUCCGCCUCAUCAAAAUUUAUUCCACCACUCUCCGUGUAGACCAGUCCAUCCUCACUGGCGAGUCGGUAUCUGUUAUCAAGCACACUGAUAUUGUUCCCGACUCUAAGGCUGUCAAUCAGGACAAGAAGAACAUCCUUUUCUCCGGCACCAAUGUAGCGACAGGCAAGGCGCUGGGCAUCGUGGUGGGCACCGGGCUGGGCACUGCCAUCGGCAGGAUCCGCACAGAGAUGGCCGAGACCGAGGAGAUCAAGACACCGCUGCAGCAGAAGCUGGACGAGUUUGGCGAGCAGCUGUCCAAGGUGAUCUCCAUCAUCUGUGUGGCUGUGUGGGCCAUCAACAUUGGCCACUUCAACGACCCGGCCCACGGCGGCUCCUGGAUGAAGGGCGCCAUCUAUUACUUCAAGAUUGCGGUGGCCCUGGCUGUGGCUGCCAUCCCUGAAGGUCUACCGGCCGUCAUCACCACCUGCCUGGCCCUGGGCACGCGGCGCAUGGCCAAGAAGAAUGCCAUCGUGCGGUCCCUGCCCUCCGUGGAGACCCUGGGCUGCACCUCUGUCAUCUGUUCCGACAAGACCGGCACCCUCACCACCAACAUGAUGUCCGUGUCCCGCAUGUUCAUCAUGGACAAGGUGGAGGGCAACGACUGCAGCCUGCUGGAGUUUGAGGUGAGUGGGUCCACAUAUGAACCCAUCGGUGAUGUGUACCUGCGUGGUGCGCGGGUGAGGGGCAGCAACUAUGAGGGUCUGCAGGAGCUGGCCACGGUGUCCUGCCUGUGCAACGACUCCUCGGUGGACUACAAUGAGUUCAAGGGCAUCUUUGAGAAGGUGGGCGAGGCCACAGAGACGGCCCUCAUUGUGCUGGCUGAGAAGCUCAACCCCUUCAAUGUGGCCAAGGCCGGGGUGGACCGCCGUGCUGCCGCCACGCUCUGCAAGCGCGACCUGGAGCAGCGUUGGAGGAAGGAGUUCACGCUGGAGUUCUCCCGCGACCGCAAGUCCAUGUCAUCGUUCUGCACGCCCCUCAAGCCCACCCGCCUGGGCAACAGCCCCAAGAUGUUCUGCAAGGGUGCCCCCGAGGGCGUGCUGGACCGUUGCACCCACGUGCGCGUUGGCACUCAGAAGGUGCCACUCACUGCUGCCAUCAAGGACAAGAUACUGGCUGUCACCAGGGACUAUGGCUGCGGCCGCGACACCCUGCGCUGCCUGGCCCUGGCCACCCGCGACAAUCCCCCUGCCCCGGCCCAGAUGGACCUGCAGGACCCCGCCAAGUUCCACUCCUACGAGGUGGACAUGACCUUCGUGGGCGUGGUGGGCAUGCUGGACCCACCCAGGAAGGAGGUGCGCGACUCCAUCCGUCGGUGCCGGGCAGCUGGCAUCCGUGUCAUCGUGGUGACUGGUGACAACAAGGCCACGGCGGAGGCCAUCUGCCGCCGCAUCGGCAUCUUUGGGGACGAGGAGGACACCCACGGCCUGUCCUACUCUGGCCGGGAGUUUGACGAGUUGAGUGUGGCAGAGCAGCGGUCCGCCUGCAUGCGUGCCCGUCUCUUCUCCCGUGUGGAGCCCUUCCACAAGUCCAAGAUUGUGGAGUACCUGCAGGCAGAGAAUGAGAUCUCAGCCAUGACCGGCGACGGUGUGAACGACGCGCCAGCCCUGAAGAAGGCGGAGAUUGGUAUUGCCAUGGGGUCCGGCACUGCUGUGGCCAAGUCUGCCUCCGAGAUGGUGCUUGCGGACGACAACUUCUCGUCCAUUGUGGCGGCGGUGGAGGAGGGCCGAGCCAUCUACAACAACAUGAAGCAGUUCAUCCGCUACCUCAUCUCCUCAAACAUCGGCGAGGUGGUCUCCAUCUUCCUGACGGCUGCCCUGGGCCUGCCCGAGGCGCUCAUCCCCGUGCAGCUACUGUGGGUGAACCUGGUGACAGACGGGCUGCCGGCCACUGCCCUGGGCUUCAACCCGCCUGACGUGGACAUUAUGCUGCACAAGCCACGCAAGGGAGACGAGUCCCUCAUCUCUGGCUGGCUCUUCUUCCGCUACAUGGCCAUCGGCUUCUACGUGGGCGUGGCCACCGUGUUUGCCGCCUCCUGGUGGUUCAUGUACGACCCAACCGGCCCACAGCUCAACUACUACCAGCUGUCCCACCACCUCUCCUGCCCCACCGACCCACAAAACUUCAAGGGCCUGGACUGUGCCGUGUUCAGCCACCCGGCCCCCAUGACCAUGGCGCUGUCUGUCCUCGUCACCAUCGAGAUGCUCAAUGCUCUCAAUAGUCUGUCUGAGAACCAGUCCCUGCUGGUGAUGCCUCCCUGGUAUAAUGGGUGGCUGCUGGCUGCCAUGACCCUCUCCAUGGUGCUGCACUUCUUCAUCCUCUACUUCAACAUUCUGGCGGUGGUGUUUCAAGUGCAGCCGUUGUCAGUGGGUCAGUGGGUGGCCGUCCUCAAGAUAUCAUUCCCCGUUAUCCUGCUGGACGAGACGUUUAAACUGGUGGCUCGACAGAUUACCCUGGGCCACAACCCUCUCCUCUGCUGCCACUGGAUCGUGCUGGCCUGGGGCGCCUACCUGGCCUACAUCAAGGUGUAUUUCUUUUAACCUCCACUUGAUAAUUGCUAGGCAUGUGUCUGAAAUGUAUAUCUGGCAGUUUUUUGCAGGCUGGGAUGUGUUUCUUGGCAUUUUUUUGGGGUAUGGCCCUCGUGGGUUUUAUAUUGUGGCCUGGGGGUGUGUGGUCACUUAGGGAUGGGUAGGGCAGUGUCAGGGUGUGUGGCUGGACUGUGUGGCCAUGGUGUGCUGUAUCUGACAUGGCCCUGUUUGUCGUGGCCGGUUUUUGGUUCUUGGCCAAUGUGACGCCGGCCUCCAAGGCUGAGAGAGGGAUAUGACUGCCCUGUGUGUGUGUGUGUGUGUGUGUGUGUGUGUGAGAGAGAGAGAGAGAGAGAGAGAGAGGGUCUGGGUAGUUAGGAAAGACAAUUUACAUAACCACAAUAUACAUACAUACAUACAUAGAUGUUUUGUGAUGUUAGCCAAGUGUUCCCCUUCAAACAUCCCCCCACCCAUCCCCCAGCCCCUUCUCAUGUAUUUCUCCCCCUUCCCUUCCCCCUUACUGAUAUGACCAAGUAUUACCAACACGGGGGUGGGGGGGGGAAUCUCACCACACACUAGCUAGACACUGACACAAAGGAAACUAGUGAAGUAUUUUGACUGUUGACACACACACACACACACACACACAUACCUUUGCAUUUUUUUCACUCCUUUUGUCAUCAGCAGGAAGGGAAGGAAGGCAGACUGAAAAGGAACACAGUGAACAGCAUAAUACCACUACAUUCUGAAACAUUUGCAUUUAUUUUGGGAGUUGUGGCCUUUCUUUAUGUCUCCCCAAAACGUGACACUUAAAUUAACUUGUUCCUUUAAAAUAUAGAUGAUUUAUAGACUUGUUCAUCCUUUUCUUUGCCUCUCAAACAACAGAUAGACACUUAUAGACUUGUUCAUCAUCCUUUUUAACACUUAGAUUAACUUGUACAUCCUUUUUUAAAACCAAACUAGCCAAGACAAACAUAAAAACUUGGGUCUGUACGUUUCAAACACCACAGACUACUAUCAAUACAUCUUUCAUUUUCACACCAACAAUACAACCACCACCACCAUCACUACCAACCACUAAAACCAUCACUUUCACCACUCUAGUACCACUACCAACACCUUGAUCUCCCACCCCACAACACCAACACAACACUACUAAAACAUGUCUAUAUUUUCUAAACCCCACAAACUGAUCACCCCAAAACACCAAUUUAUAGAUUAAUUACCACCAUAACACCAGAACAAUCUAAUAUAAGUGUUUACCUCUCUAAGUCAACAUUUCCUUAUUAUUUCAUCUUCAUUUCUCACCACAAGUAAGAAAAAACACUUUAUUUCUACCUUACAGCUUGUCAGGCUAUGUGUAUUGGUGGUGCAGGGACUCAGUAACAGGGUUUGGGUGAGUUUAGUGUCUGAUCUAAGUUUUGAGGGCUUAUGAGUGACAGUGAGUAGGGUAAGUAGGGAAGCUUAGAUAGGGCUCAGGGAGGAGAGACAGAAUGUUUGGCUGGAUUUGGUUAUAUAAGCUUAUGGACCUAAACUGUGUCAGGGAAAGGGGGAAUGUUUGGCUGUUUACAAGCUUAUAUGUAAAUUUUGUUAGGGUAAAGCCAGGAGUAAGAAAAAAAUAAGGGUUUAGGGAUAUAAAAAGAGGGAAAAGGUUUGUUAGACUGUCUGUGAGCUUACGGACCUAAAUUUUGUCAGUAAUAUGAAAAGAGGAAAGAUUUAGCUACACUGUUUAUAAGCUUUGUGUGGACCUAAAUUUUGUCAGGGAAUGGCCAGAGGGAGGACAGAUAAACGUUUAGGGACAAGGAAAGAAAUAAAAAAUUGACUCUGACUGUUUAUAAGCUUCCAGACUUGAAUUAUGUCAGUGAAAGGCCAGGAAUAAGAAAAAUAAGCAUUUAAAGACAAGGAAAGACAGAAAAAGUUUAGAGUGAUCAAUUAUAAAAGAGAAAAGGAGGCAUUUCAGAGCACAGAUCUUGAGUGAUGGAGGUUGUCUGUCUGUCUGUCUGUCUGUCUGUGUAGCACCUUGUCACAGUGUUGAGAGAGGGAUAGAGUUGUGUUUUCACCCACACCACUACAACCCUAGCCGGUAACACUGUCUUGUGCAUUGAUAUUUAAUUGAUUGUUCACCUCAUCUUGUCCAGCCUCAUUUCUGCAUCGCUGUAUUGUCGCACUUACAAAGGCUCUAAGGCUCUAGGUUAAAGGAAGCUGUCAGUGUGUGUGUGUGUGUUUAAGGAAAGGUUCACUUGUACACUUCAUCUCAUAUUUAAACCUCAUUUGCACCUCUGUACUCUGCAAAACCUGUGUCACACCUCUUACUUUCCAAAGGCUCUAGUUGAAAGUGUGUGUGUGUGUGUGUGUGUGGGGUUCUAAGGAAAGGUUUACAAGUACACUUCAUCUCAUUGUCAAGACUCAUUCACACCUAUGUACUCCAGCCACACUUACAAAAGGUUCUAGUUGAAGACGUGUGUGGGUUUUUGAAGUGUCUAGGUCCAAGGAGAGGCUGGCAAGAUUUUGUGUGUGUGUGGGUGGGUGAGGUUUGGCAGGGUUUAGUUGUGGUAUGCAACUUUUUCUCACCCUCAUGUUCUCUAAAAGCUAGCAAUAUCAUCUUCACCACUGUUUAUAAUCUACACAUACACACACACACCUCUUUAAAGUAUUAUUUGUUGAUCUUUAGUACUCAGGUCACAUGGGUUGGGAGUGGGGCUGGGUUAGGCUGGGUUAUUGAUGUAAGAAGGAAAGGGGAAACUAAAGUAAUGGGGGUUUGUAUGUUUAUCCCCUGGUUUUUUAGUGAUUAGGAGGAAAAGGAGAGUAAAGUAAUGGGGGGUUUGCUUGUUUAGUGUUUAGUGUUAGGUGAGGAUCAAGGUUAUUGGUGCAAGGAGGGAAGGGAGACUGAAAGAAGGGCGGGUUUGUAUGUUUAUUUAUGCUUUUUAUGGAGACUAGUGUAGGAAAGAGAACUAAAAUAACACGGUCUGUAUUUCUCUGUAGGGUUAUUGUUCUUUUUCAGCGAGUAGGGGAGGAAAAAAUAGUCAAAUAAUGGGGUUUUCACAUUUAUUUACCUUUUUUUAUUCAGUAACUAGUGGAGGAAAGGGAGUAAAGUAAUGGGUCUGUACUUUUCUGUAAUGCUUUUGUUUGGUUUUCAGUAAUGAAGGGAGAAAAAAUAGUGAAAUAGCAGGGCUUGGAUGUUUGUGACGAGGGACAAUCUGAGGUUAUCUGUAGGGAGGGAACAGUCAGUGUAGUGCAGGGAGUGAGUGCGUGUGGUGAGGUGAAGUGCGGUGUUGUAAUGCAGGGAGUGAGUACGUGUGGUGAGGUGAACUGUGAUGAGAUGUGACUGUUUGAGACGAGUGUUUUAUUACUCUAUUGUUGAGAUGGGUUUGUUUCUUAGUGUACUCUUUUUCACUUGAUAUUGGGUGACUUAUGAAGAUUUUACCUGCCAUUUAGUCAUAGAGCGGACAUGGAAA